Molecule: messenger RNA, 1082 nt
Organism: Phodopus roborovskii (desert hamster)
Lineage: Eukaryota; Metazoa; Chordata; Mammalia; Rodentia; Cricetidae
Gene: Endov
Product: endonuclease V
Exons: 9
Coding region: 37-1035 (332 amino acids)
Biological process (GO): DNA repair
Cellular component (GO): nucleolus; cytoplasm
Molecular function (GO): single-stranded RNA binding; RNA endonuclease activity producing 5'-phosphomonoesters, hydrolytic mechanism
Source: RefSeq, a predicted model, not a curated record
GGAAGUGACGUCACGGGAGGCGCCGGUGCCCUGACCAUGGCCCUCAAGGCCGCGGGGCGGCCGUCCGCGGAAACCCUGCUGCUCUGGGAACGGGAGCAAGCGCGGCUGAGGACGCGCGUGCUGCACGGGGACACCGAGGCCUGGCAGCGCGACGCCGCCUUCUCGGGCCUGCGCAGGGUCGGGGGCGUGGACGUGUCCUUCGUCCGCGGGGACGACUCCCGGGCCUGCGCCUCGCUCGUGGUGCUGAGCUUCCCCGAGCUCCAGGUGGUGUAUGAGGACAGCCACCUGGUUCGCCUGAAGGCCCCUUAUGUGUCAGGCUUCCUGGCCUUCCGGGAGGUACCCUUCCUGGUGGAGCUGGUACAGCGACUACAGGAGAAGGAGCCAGGCCUCACGCCCCAGGUCCUUCUCGUGGAUGGAAACGGGGUGCUUCACCAACGAGGCUUUGGGGUGGCCUGCCACCUCGGUGUCCUUACAGAUCUGCCCUGCAUCGGGGUGGCCAAGAAGCUCCUGCAGGUGGAUGGGCUGGAGAACAACUCCCUGCACAAGGAGAAGAUUAUGUCCCUUCAGGCUGGGGGAGACACAUUUCCUCUGAUGGGCAACUCUGGGACUGUCCUGGGAAUGGCCCUGAAGAGCCAUGACCACAGCACCAAGCCCCUCUACGUCUCUGUGGGCCACAGAAUAAGCCUGGAGGUUGCUGUGCGCCUGACCCACCACUGCUGUAGGUUCCGGAUCCCGGAGCCCAUACGCCAGGCUGACAUCCGCUCCCGAGAGUACAUCCGAAGGACUCUAGGAACCCCCGGGUCUCCUGCACAAAUGCGAGCGAGGAGCCGGGAGGAGCAGAGGCCAAAGGCAUACCCCAAAGGAGGCCCAGGUCCGGCCGGGCCCCCCAAGGACAGUGGCAGAGGCCCCAGCCCAGACCUGGAAGACCUUCAGCUGUGUUUCCAGGAGCAGCAGGACGGGCAGCCAGAGGGAACUGGGCAUCAUGAAGACUCGGGCCUCCGGACUCCUUCACCACCCUGGGAAGAUGAUCUCUAGGAGCGGUGGGCAUCUCUCCCGCAGCCACAGGUAGAGCAGCGGGCGCU